Messenger RNA from Gossypium raimondii (Peruvian cotton), 546 nucleotides. RefSeq lists its product as uncharacterized. The transcript is spliced from 3 exons. Bases 1 to 546 code for a protein of 181 amino acids. The record is from RefSeq and is a predicted model, not a curated record. NCBI's taxonomy places the organism in Eukaryota, Viridiplantae, Streptophyta, Magnoliopsida, Malvales, Malvaceae.
AUGUUACAGGCUGGGAUUAUUCGGGACAACAACAGUCCUUUUGCUUCUCCCGUGGUCAUGGUUAAGAAGAAGGAUGGGAGCUGGCGACAAGCUAACUAUUUUUCUAAGCUGGAUUUACGCUCAGGGUAUCAUCAAAUCCGAAUGUGUGAACAAGAUGCUUCAAAACAACCUUUAAAACGCAUGAGGGUCAUUAAGAAAUUGUUGCUUUUUGCUAAGAAAUCCAAGUGUACUUUUGGAGCCACUCAGGUAGAAUACUUGGGACAUGUCAUAUGUCGGGGCACUGUGAGUAUGGACCGAGCUAAGAUUGCAAGUGUUUUGGAUUGGCCCUCUCCACGGUCGGUUAAGGAAUUGAGGGGUUUCCUUGGCUUAUCAGGAUAUUAUCGGAGGUUCAUUCGAGGCUAUGGGUUAAUAGCUAAGCCACUUACCUUGCUGUUAAGACAGAGAGCUUCAUGGCAAUGGACUGCACUCGAACAAGUAGCCUUUGAACAACUCAAGUCAGCAGUUUGUCAAGCUCCGGUAUUGAUAUUACCCGACUUUCAGGACUAG